Rhinopithecus roxellana (golden snub-nosed monkey) is the source of this 3483-nucleotide messenger RNA. RefSeq names its product DNA ligase 1 (gene LIG1). Gene Ontology annotation, molecular function: ATP binding; DNA binding; DNA ligase (ATP) activity. The coding region runs from base 436 to 3285 and encodes 949 amino acids. The record is from RefSeq and is a predicted model, not a curated record. NCBI's taxonomy places the organism in Eukaryota, Metazoa, Chordata, Mammalia, Primates, Cercopithecidae. Gene Ontology annotation, biological process: DNA recombination; lagging strand elongation; DNA biosynthetic process. The transcript is spliced from 29 exons. Gene Ontology annotation, cellular component: mitochondrion; nucleus.
UCUUCCCGCCGUGCCUCGCGCGGGCGCUUCCACCAAUUCUUCCUCCUUCCCUGCCAGUCACUCCUCAGACCCUCAGCCACACCCGCUCAUCCAGGGCGAGGGAAAGCUCGGGACAUUUUCCCAGUGUGCUCUGCGGGAGGGCUCGCCCCACUUCACCCCUUUUCCCGCCCUCCUCCCAUUCAGGAGACUACGACUCCCAGUGUCCUCCGCGCGACGGCGGCGGUGCGCACGGUGCCCAGGUCCCGCCCCUAGGCUCUGCCCCGCCCCCGCCCGCCGACGUCUGCGCGCGAAUGCCGUGGCGCGAACUUGGGACUGCAGAGGCGCGCCCGGCGGAUCUGAGUGUGUUGCCCGGGCAGCGGCGCGCGGGACCAGCGCGAGGAGCAGCUGACAGGCGAAGAAAAGUGCUGGACAGGAAGGGAGAAUUCUGGCGCCAACAUGCAGCGAAGUAUCAUGUCAUUCUUCCACCCCAAGAAAGAGGGUAAAGCGAAGAAGCCUGAGAAGGAGGCAUCCAACAGCAGCAGAGAGACGGAGCCCCCUCCAAAGGCGGCACUGAAAGAGUGGAAUGGAGUGGUGUCUGAUAGUGACUCUCCAGUGAAGAGGCCAGGGAGGAAGGCGGCCCGGGUCCUGGGCAGCGAAGGGGAAGAGGAGGAUGAGGCCCUUAGCCCUGCUAAAGGCCAGUCCUGCAGGCCGUACAAGAAGUAUAACGCCAGCAUCUGCUCCUGGGCCUCAGGAUCCUUCCAGUCACGGUGGACGGUGGAGGAGGAGCAGAAGCCUGCCCCGGACUGCUCACAGGUCUCCCCGCCCCGUCCUGCCAAAUCUCCUGAAAACAGCGCUUCCCUCUCUGACACCUCUCCCAUGGACAGCUCCCCAUCAGGGAUCCCGAAGCGUCGCACAGCUCGGAAGCAGCUCCCGAAACGGACCAUUCAGGAAGUCCUGGAAGAGCAGAGUGUGGACGAGGACAGAGAAUCCAAAAGGAAGAAGGAGGAGGAAGAGGUGGAGACCCCAGAAGAAAGCCUCGCAGAGGCUGAAGUGGCAACAGAGAAGGAAGGAGAAGACAGGGACCAGCCUACCACACCUCCCAAGCCCCUAAAGACCUCCGAAGCAGGGACUCCAACGGAAAGCGUUUCGGAGCCCGAGGUGGCCACAAGGCAGGAACUGCAGGAGGAGGAAGAGCAGACCAAGCCUCCCCGCAGCACUCCCAAGACACUCAGCAGCUUCUUCACCCCCCGGAAGCCAGCAAUCAAAAAAGAAGUGAAGGAGGAGGAGCCAGGGGCUCCAGGAAAGGAGGGAGCUGCUGAGGGACCCCUGGACCCAUCUGGUUACAAUCCUGCCAAGAACAACUACCAUCCCGUGGAAGACGCCUGCUGGAAACUGGGCCAGAAGGUCCCUUACCUGGCUGUGGCCCGGACGUUUGAGAAGAUCGAGGAGGUGUCUGCCCGGCUCCGGAUGGUGGAGACGCUGAGCAACUUGCUGCGCUCCGUGGUGGCCCUGUCGCCUCCAGACCUCCUCCCUGUCCUAUACCUCAGCCUCAACCACCUUGGGCCACCGCAGCAGGGCCUGGAGCUUGGCGUGGGUGAUGGCGUCCUUCUCAAGGCAGUGGCCCAGGCCACAGGUCGGCAGCUGGAGUCCGUCCGGGCUGAGGCAGCCGAGAAGGGCGACGUGGGGCUGGUGGCCGAGAACAGCCGCAGCACCCAGAGGCUCAUGCUGCCACCACCUCCGCUCACUGCUUCCGGGGUCUUCAGCAAGUUCCGUGACAUCGCCAGGCUCACUGGCAGUGCUUCCACAGCCAAGAAGAUAGACAUCAUCAAAGGCCUCUUUGUGGCCUGCCGCCACUCAGAAGCCCGGUUCAUCGCCAGGUCCCUGAGCGGACGGCUGCGCCUGGGGCUGGCAGAGCAGUCGGUGCUGGCUGCCCUCUCCCAGGCUGUGAGCCUCACGCCCCCAGGCCAAGAAUUCCCACCAGCCGUGGUGGAUGCUGGGAAGGGCAAGACAGCAGAGGCCAGAAAGACAUGGCUGGAGGAGCAAGGCAUGAUCCUGAAGCAGACGUUCUGCGAGGUGCCCGACCUGGACCGAAUUAUCCCCGUGCUGCUGGAGCACGGCCUGGAACGUCUCCCAGAGCACUGCAAGCUGAGCCCAGGGAUUCCCCUGAAACCAAUGUUGGCCCAUCCCACGCGGGGCGUCAGCGAGGUUCUGAAACGCUUUGAGGAGGCAGCUUUCACCUGCGAAUACAAAUACGAUGGGCAGAGGGCACAGAUCCACGCCCUGGAAGGCGGGGAGGUGAAGAUCUUCAGCAGGAAUCAGGAAGACAACACUGGAAAGUACCCGGACAUCAUCAGCCGCAUCCCCAAGAUUAAACUCCCAUCGGUCACAUCCUUCAUCCUGGACACCGAAGCCGUGGCUUGGGACCGGGAAAAGAAGCAGAUCCAGCCAUUCCAAGUGCUCACCACCCGCAAACGCAAGGAAGUGGAUGCGUCCGAGAUCCAGGUGCAGGUGUGUUUGUACGCCUUCGACCUCAUCUACCUCAAUGGACAGUCCCUGGUACGUGAGCCCCUUUCCCGGCGCCGGCAGCUGCUCCGGGAGAACUUUGUGGAGACGGAGGGCGAGUUUGUCUUCGCCACCUCUCUGGACACCAAGGACGUCGAGCAGAUCGCCGAGUUCCUGGAGCAGUCGGUGAAAGACUCCUGCGAGGGGCUGAUGGUGAAGACCCUGGAUGUCGAUGCCACCUACGAGAUCGCCAAGAGAUCGCACAACUGGCUCAAGCUGAAGAAGGACUACCUUGAUGGCGUGGGUGACACCCUGGACCUGGUGGUGAUCGGCGCCUACCUGGGCCGGGGGAAGCGGGCCGGCCGGUACGGGGGCUUCCUGCUGGCCUCCUACGACGAGGACAGUGAGGAGCUGCAGGCCAUAUGCAAGCUUGGAACUGGCUUCAGCGACGAGGAGCUGGAGGAACAUCACCAGAGCCUCAAGGCCCUGGUGCUGCCCAGCCCCCGCCCUUAUGUGCGGAUAGAUGGUGCCGUGACUCCGGACCACUGGCUGGACCCCAAUGCUGUGUGGGAGGUGAAGUGUGCCGACCUCUCCCUCUCUCCCAUCUACCCUGCUGCGCGGGGCCUGGUGGAUAGUGACAAGGGGAUCUCCCUUCGCUUCCCUCGGUUUAUUCGAGUCCGUGAAGACAAGCAGCCGGAGCAGGCCACCACCAGUGCACAGGUGGCCUGUUUGUACCGGAAGCAAAGUCAGAUUCAGAACCAACAAGGCGAGGACUCAGGCUCUGACCCUGAAGAUACCUACUAAGUCCUUGCCCUCCUAGGGCCUGGGUACAGGGCAUGAGUUGGAUGGAACCCAGGGUUAUUAUUGCCUUUGCUCUAGCAAAUCUGCUGUGGCAGGCUAUGGUUUUUGAGAGUCAGGGGAGGGAUGUGUGUGUGAGGGGGUGGCUUACACGGGAGUCUGGGAUUCAUCCCAUCAUUUCUUUCAAUAAAUAAUUAUCGGAUA